UUGAGUCGGGAGGAUUGCGUAAGUGACGCUCCGCAACGUGGCCCCCCGGGUGAGCACCUCCUGCGGAGGGUUCGCGUUCCGUAUAAAAGAGGGAAUCUUCAGACAGUUCUUCAGUUGCAAGCUCGAAACAAACGCAGCAGCAUGAACGCAAAGGUAAUCAUUCUUUUCGCCCUGGUGGCCCUCGUCGUAGCCGAGGAGGCUAAGCCAUCGGUAGAAAAAACCGCAGCAAAGGCUGAAACGAAGAAGGACAAGCGAGGACUUCUUGGACUCGGUUACGGAUCGGGAUGGGACUCGGGACUCCUAGGAAGCAGCUACUCCACUUUCGGCUCAGGACUGAACAGCUACUCGAGCCUGGGCUCGGGUCUCGGUUACGGCUCCGCUUACGGCUAUGGCUCUGGCAUCAGUUUGGGAGAUUCCAUUAGCACGCACACCACCAUCACCAAGGAAGUGCCGGUCGCUGUUCCCCAUCCGAUCGCCGUCCCAGUCGAGAAGCACGUCGCCGUACCCGUCAAGGUUCCGUACGCGGUCCCAGUCGACAGGCCCUACCCCGUCCAUGUCCCGAAACCAUACCCAGUUGAGGUCACCAAGCACGUACCUUACCCAGUUGACCGCCCCUACCCAGUUGCCGCUCCCUACCCAGUCAAGGUCCAUGUCCCAGCUCCCUACCCAGUUGGUGUUCCCCAGCCUUACGCCGUCCCAAUUGUGAAGACCCUUCACGCCGAUCCGAUCGUCAUCAAGAGUCACGGAUGGAACUCCGGAAUCUCGAGCCUCUCAUCCUGGUAAUCGUGAUACUUGAAGUGCGGGGGGGGAGCACGCGCCCUAUGGAUUUCGAGGGAUUUAUAUUGCGCAGUUGGAUGAUUUUUGAACAACUGUUUACCACGACUGAAUCAACGAGUUACCAACAACCGCGCGAAUCAACAUCCAAACUCUCGAUCGACGCUAUUGAAAGUUUUGUUCUACGAAUUGACAACGCCGAUUGCACAGACUCCGUAUUUACUUGAAAGAAAAAUUAUUGAAUCUUUGCUCUGUAACUAACUCGAGUCACCUCUUGUUAAUUUCAAGAGCGGGAGCGAGUUGAGGAAAUAUCUUUUGUCGAUUUUAAGCGGCGUCCGGGCGUCGGGGGAACAAUUAUUUUACUUUUUUUUUUUUCACACCAAGUACCUCAAUUCGUAAAAUUUAAACCAAUGGCAAGUGCUCCUUUUCACAUUUGAGAUCAGACAGGAGAAAAAGUGUUCAUUUUAUUAUAUAUAUAUAUAUAUUUUACUGUAUAUUUUUAUUUUGCAACCAUCUACUCAGUACCUACGAAGAUCUAUUUCUUUGACGAAAAAAAGGAAAAAGAAAUAGACCAACAAUGUUGCUACCAUUCGUGUCAUUGGUCAACGUGUUCUUUGACACUUUUGGUUCAAUAAAAAUAUUUUAACUACAAAA
Molecule: messenger RNA, 1428 nt
Organism: Athalia rosae (coleseed sawfly)
Lineage: Eukaryota; Metazoa; Arthropoda; Insecta; Hymenoptera; Athaliidae
Product: zinc finger protein 512B-like
Exons: 3
Coding region: 142-783 (213 amino acids)
Source: RefSeq, a predicted model, not a curated record